AUGACUGACGCUGCACAACAGCAAGAACUCGACCAACUCAAAGCAGAAAUCGAUUCCGUAAUGAAAUCAAUCCACGAGUUUGAUGAACAGAUCGAAGAAAGAAACUCAAAGCGUUUACUCCUUAUUGAAAAUCUUCGUGGCCUUCUACCAGAUGAUCAAUUCCAGCGCUUCUCAGAUAUUAUCAACAAGACAGUUGAAGCUGUUCGUCCAGCUCCAGAACCAUCUACACUUCCACCUCUUGAAAUUGAUGAGGAGAAUCCUCUUGAGAGCCUUAGAAAGAUUAGACUUCAGAUUGCUAAAGAGGUUUGUGAAGUUAUGGGAGUUGAAGCCCCAAGCUUAUAA
Molecule: messenger RNA, 342 nt
Organism: Trichomonas vaginalis G3
Lineage: Eukaryota; Parabasalia; Trichomonadida; Trichomonadidae
Exons: 1
Coding region: 1-342 (113 amino acids)
Source: RefSeq, a predicted model, not a curated record